Molecule: messenger RNA, 1855 nt
Organism: Nezara viridula (southern green stink bug)
Lineage: Eukaryota; Metazoa; Arthropoda; Insecta; Hemiptera; Pentatomidae
Source: the annotation of a GenBank genome assembly
UAAACACGAAGUUGAUUAGUAUAUUUGAUAUAUGUUUGAAUUUUGUCAGAUAACACCUGACUUAGUAAAAUGAAAUCUCUUGCUGUUGAUUUCGAAAUAAACCCGGAAGAAAAGUUGUUUGAAGAAAGUGUCAUUAAAGAUGAAUGUGUUUAUGCUGAUCUAUCAUCUAAAUUUAAAUUUAGAACAAGAGACUUUUCUCGACAAUACGCUCAUAUUUACACAAAGCGAUUGCUACAAAUGAAGGAUAUUAUCACCAAAAGAGCGAAACAAAAAUGGGGUGAUGAACUUAAAAUUCGAAGGCUUGCAGAACUUCAAGAUGACAGUAAUUCUAGAUGUGUGGUCAUUGGAACACUUUAUAAGGACCAGGAACUGAAGCCCAGCAUCUUAAAAGAAAUAAGUGAAGAAUUCCAGUUAGUACCUCAGAAGAAAAUGGUGCGAUUUGUAUCUGAUACUGACAAAGUAAUUUUGGAGGAUGAACUUCAAAGGAUUGUACUCAUUGGUAUUGAUGCUAGUACCGUGGUUACUGGAACAGUAUGUGCAGUGCUUGGUGUUGAGGAUGCUUCAGGGAAAUUUAAUGUUGAAAGUAUUUGCUUCCCAGGUCCUCAAGCACCUUCUCCUUUUAUUCUUCUGCCAAAAAAUAGUAAUAAGUAUGCACUGCUGUUAAGUGGGCUUGAUUUAGCAACUUCAUCCGAUACACUCCUUAGUCUUCAGCUGCUUAUUCAAUGGUUGUCUGGAUGGUUGGGUUCAGAGCAAGAAACUACCUCUUUUGUUCUUAUUGCAGGAGGUCUUUUAAGAUCAACUAGUGAAGAUUUAGAAGGAAAAAUUGUAGGUACCUCUAUUGAUAGCUCAUCUGAUAUUACUACAGCUCUGCAGUUGGCUGAUGAGCUUUUUGCUGAACUUUCUGAAACCAUGAAUGUUGAAUUAAUGCCUGGGCAAUUUGAUCCUACAAACUACUUGCUUCCACAGCAGCCUGUAAAUCUUCGUGUAUUUCCCAAGGCUAUGGCGAAUAAAACAUUUAAUGGAGGGACCAAUCCACAUAAAUUCCAAGUAGAAAACGUCCUUUUCACUGGAAGCAGUGGAGAACCCAUUACUGAUAUUGGUCGCUACAGUAAGAUGGAAGAUCCCUUAGAUGCAUUAGAAGCAACAUUUCAUUGGGGUCAUUUAGCACCUACUGCACCUGAUACAUUGGGCUGUUAUCCUUAUUAUGAUGAAGAUCCAUUUGUUUUGGAAGAGCAACCAGAUGUAUUUUUCAGCUCUAAUCACAGUUCCUUUAACUCUAAAAUUAUUGAGUUUAACCAUGGUGAUGUGGUUCAAAAAACAGCAUUAGUCUGUAUACCUUCCUUCAGCAAAACUAAGACUGCGGUUCUUGUAAAUCUCUCUACCUUGGAGUGCAGUCCCAUUGGUUGUGAAACAUAGUUGUUUAUGAUUUAAUUAUUUUUAGCUUUUAUUUAAUUCAAUGGUAGAAAUAAUCAAUUGAAAAUUUGAUAUUACCACUAUUAUUUCACUUUCAAAUAUUUGUUUUUAUUUAAAUUUGUUAACUCUUUAAAAUUUAUUACGUCUUCUCCUUUUUCUGAUUCAAUAGAUAUGAAAUUUUGAAAUAUUUAAUGAACCAUCAAAUUUUAUGUAUAUUUUUGCCAGAUGUAAAAUGCAAACAUCUUAUUAACUUAAGUUUAAAAAUAAAUUUUAUAAAUGUCUGUUGUGUUCUUAAUUUAAAGAAGUACUAUGUACUGUAUGAAAGUUGACACUUAAAUGGCAAUUAUUUUUAAAUAUUGAUUGUUGUACAUGAUAAUAAAGCUUUAACAAUAUUUAAACAAUUGUGUCAUUUUUAUUAUAUGUUUGUUCAGAGAUAUUUUUG